This is a messenger RNA of Adineta ricciae, 1431 nucleotides long. NCBI's taxonomy places the organism in Eukaryota, Metazoa, Rotifera, Eurotatoria, Adinetida, Adinetidae. The record is from the annotation of a GenBank genome assembly.
AUGGGUUUAUUUUCGUUGAUUUCUCGCAAAAACGAUAUCGACCAAUCAUACAAAAAACAAUCUCAUGGUAAAACCGCGGUAGAAAAGAGUAAAGAUAAACAUGAAUGGGAUCGACCACUCGAGUUCAUCCUGUCACUCAUCUCUAAUUCCGUUGGUCUCGGUAAUGUCUGGCGAUUUCCAUAUCUAGCUGCGAAAAGUGGCGGUGGUGCAUUUCUCGUACCAUACUUCAUCUUGUAUUUCCUCAUCGGUGCACCCAUCUAUUAUCUCGAACUGGCUCUCGGACAAUUCUCAAGUCGAGGUCCAGCUACUGCAUUCAUUCUUGCAAAAGGAUGGCAAGGUAUCGGAUUCGCCAUGGUCAUUAAUACCAUAUUCUGUAUGCUAUACUACAAUGUUAUUAUUAGUUGGGCAUUAUUCUAUUUUGUCCUAUCAUUUCGAAAGAAUCUUUUGUGGAAAACCUGUGGCUAUUGGUGGAAUGAUGACCGAUGCUUUGUUCCUGGUAGCGAAAGUUCAUUACACGUCAUCAACGGAACAACUUAUAACUGUACUCAACCUCAAUAUCAAAACAUGUCUCAAUAUUCAUGUGUGUCGAUCAAUGCAACAGACCGCGUGACAGCAACAGAACAAUUCUUUUAUCGAUUACUUUUGGGAAAGAGCAAUAGUUUUGAGGAGUUUGGAACACCUCAACUGUACCCUGCUCUUUCGUUAUUCGUUGCCUGGUUAAUAGUUGGUGCAUGUAUUAUUCGUGGUGUGAAAUCAUCAGGAAAAGUCGCCUAUUUCACAGCUAUUUUUCCAUAUGUUGUGUUGUUAAUACUGAUUAUUCAAAGUUCUUUAUUACAUGGCGCCAUCGAUGGGAUCAAAUUUUAUGUUAUUCCGCGAUGGGAACUUGUGGCCAAGUUUGAGACAUGGCAAGCAGCUGCUUCACAGGUUUUCUUUUCUCUUGGUCUUAGUUUUGGUUCGUUGAUGGCAUAUUCAGCAUCUAACAAGUUUAAAAACAACUUCUUCAGACAAAUGUGUGUUGUUGUGUCAUGUGAUUGUUUCACCGGUAUUUUCGCUGGCUUUGCUGUAUUUGCUACGAUUGGAUAUCUUGCGGCUCAAGUUAAAGAAUCGGUAGCAUCCUACGCAAGUUCGUCUGGCCCAGGUUUAGCAUUCAUCACAUAUGCGGAAGCUAUUACACACAUGCCGGCUAGUCCCGUUUUCUCCAUUCUUUUCUUUUUGAUGUUGUUGGCACUGGGUCUCGGCACUCAGUUCGCCAUGACCAACAUUCCCAUAAGUGCUGUGAUGGAAUUGUUUCCUAGACUUCCGGUGAAACGUCCAGUAAUAGUCAUCAUCACUUGCGUGGUGUCUUUUCUUGUCAGUUUGCCGUUCACGUGUCCAGUUCGUAUACGUGUGAUGUUCGAUGAUGAAAAAGUGAAAGUUAUUUAUUUUGUGUAG